AUGUGUCAUACUGUCAGAGCAGUUUGAGUUUGACGCGAAAAAGUGCGUGUUUUCGAUAUCAUACACAGAAGAUAGGACAACUUGUCAAUCGUCAAUUGCAACUUUAGAAUAUCCUCGUGCAUUGGUAUAUUCGAAUGAAGUUAGUAAAAAACAUUACUAGCAAAGCUUUUAGGCCAGUCAACAUGCUAUUUUAUUAUUGAACCAGUUGACGGCAUUCAACUUAUUCUUUUACGCAAUAUUUGCGAGUUUUCGAGAUACUUACAGUAAUUGUGAUUAGCAUUAAAAUCAAUCAAGAGAACAAUUAUAUUUAUUAAUUAUAAAUAUAUUGUAUCAUUAUACUAACUAAUCAAAAAUUUAUUUUCAUUCAGUAUUUAAUCUAAUUCGAACCUCAAGACCAUGGUAAUUGCAAGGUGCUGGUCACACAAAUAACUAAUUCAAACUAAUAAAAAAUGCAAUUGAGAUACAAAUUUAUAAUUGCAAUGACACCUGCCAUCAUUACAGAUUUGUGGUUUGACAUGCAGUUUUCAUUGUGGCUUCUGAAAAUUUCAAUUUGGAUGUAUAUUAUCAUAUUUGGAAUUUUACCAUUAAUUUUUCGAUAUUCGAUUCAAGUACAAAAAAAAAUUUUAUUUUUAAAUUUUGUUCACUGGCCUCCAGGCAUUGACCUUUCGAAACCUAAUAUUGUUGGGAUAAAAGGUGCAAGAAACUUCUAUCUUGUAACUGAUGAAAACGUAAAGAUUGGUGUAUGGCAAAUGUUACCUCAGUCAUUAAUAAAUCAAAGUAUUCAGCAGGAUAAAGAAAAUUAUGAGGAGUUAUUAAAAAAUGCCACCAGACCAAUAUUUUUGUAUAUGCAUGGAAACAGUGGUAACAGAGCCAGUAGUCACAGGCUAGAGCUGUAUAGAUUAUUUCAAAGUCUUGAUUUUCAUGUUAUAUGCUUCGACUACAGAAGCUAUGGUGAUAGCGAUAAUGUUGAUCCUGAUGAAAUGGGAGUUGUCAAUGAUAGUAAAUAUAUUGUUGAAUGGGUAUUAAAAACUGUAAAUAAUUCUGCACCAGUAUUUGUUUGGGGGCAUUCUCUUGGAACUGGGGUUUCUGCACAUGUGCUUGCAAUAUUAGCAAGUGAAAAAAUUAGUCCCGCUGGAUUAAUUUUGGAAUCGCCAUUCAACAAUCUUGCUGAUGAAAUAAGCGAGCAUCCAUUGGCUCAGAUAUUUAAGCAUUUACCAUGGUUUGAUUGGGCUAUUGUGAAACCUCUUUAUUAUAAUGGAUUGCGCUUUGAAUCUGACAAGCACAUAGGAAAAAUUAAUUGUCCAAUUAUGAUUUUACAUGCAGAAGAUGAUAAAGUGGUUCCAUUUGCUCUAGGAGAAAAGUUAUUUACUGCUGCAAAAGUAUUGCAUACAGCAAAUGCUGGACAAAUUCUAAUGACAAGGAUAAAUGCAUCAUAUGGACUAGGUCACAAAUACAUUUGUCGAUAUCAAGACUUACCAAAAAUAAUAAAAAAAUUCGUAAAUCAAUCAACGUCAACAAUUUAAUUAUAGAUAAUUUUAAAAUAUAAUUACAAAAAAUUAUACUCAAUUAUGCGAGAUUUAAAGACUUGUGGCACGGAUCAAAUAUAGGACAAUCACAUUCAAGAUUUUUUCAUCAAACCGUUUCAUAUAAAAAUUACGAAGCUCUAUCGUUCGUAUUUGUGAUGAUAUUAAUAUAUCUAGGCAUGGUGAAUGUCAGCUAUCAAAAUGAAUCUGUACUUUAACUUGUAACGAAAAACUUUUAGAAGUUUCUAUGUAGAACAUUCCUUUUAAUAAAUUUAUAAAUAAUUUUUUAAUUUACCUAAAAUUUGCGGUAAAUUUACCACGAAAAGUAUUUAUUGCAUACAAAAUUAUAUAAGUAAUUAUACAGCAGUAAUUGUCAUUAAUCAUGUUUAUGUUUGAAUGUAACUUUAUAUUAAAAUGUAAUAUAUUGUUAGUAUGAAAAUAAAGCAAAAUUCAAAACGCUUACAAUUUAGAUUCGUAAUAUUCAAAUAAUCUUUUUUUUAUUAAUUAUUCAUAAAGCAUUGUGUAAAUAUUAAAACUAAUUGAGCAGGCUUCAUCUUUUCGAAAUCAUUUUUUGGCGCCGGUAACAAAUCGAAUUUCAAUCGUGAUUGAUCUAUGGCUUGUUUUCGAUUGAUUGGAAUUUCUGAAAAAUCAAAUUACUUAAAAAACAUUCUGUAGGUAUUAAAA
Messenger RNA from Trichogramma pretiosum, 2207 nucleotides. Its product is annotated as monoacylglycerol lipase ABHD12. Lineage: Eukaryota; Metazoa; Arthropoda; Insecta; Hymenoptera; Trichogrammatidae. The transcript has 10 exons. The coding region runs from base 450 to 1523 and encodes 357 amino acids. Gene Ontology annotation, biological process: phosphatidylserine catabolic process; monoacylglycerol catabolic process. Gene Ontology annotation, molecular function: monoacylglycerol lipase activity; phosphatidylcholine lysophospholipase A1 activity. The record is from RefSeq and is a predicted model, not a curated record. Gene Ontology annotation, cellular component: endoplasmic reticulum membrane.